This is a messenger RNA of Penicillium arizonense, 393 nucleotides long. RefSeq lists its product as uncharacterized. The record is from RefSeq and is a predicted model, not a curated record. Lineage: Eukaryota; Fungi; Ascomycota; Eurotiomycetes; Eurotiales; Aspergillaceae. The transcript is spliced from 2 exons. Bases 1 to 393 code for a protein of 130 amino acids.
AUGCCGGAAUCAAAAGAGACAGAGACAAGCGCUUCAAUGCCUGGAAACAGUGACGAACAGCCCACAUCGAGUCAAAUAGUUCAAACCUCAGAGUUCUUGCCUGUUUUAGACCAAGAUUUGUACGAGUUCUUCCAGGAAAUCACGUCUGAAAUCCAGAAGCUCGGAUGUUCGAGGGCGGAAGCAGUGGCGCGCAUCAACGAAGCUUGGGGCCAGGUGGAUUUCGAACCAGAUGAUAUUGUCUACCAUGAAGAACCCAAGUUCUGGGCCUACCGUCACUACUAUAAGGAAGUGCUAUCGUGGGAUGAGGGCGCAGACCGGUCGAACUGGAAAGUCCGAGAUGCACCACCCCCAGGGUCUGCUUCGUGGACGUUGAAGGAAGAAGUUGAUGUAUAA